Molecule: messenger RNA, 2100 nt
Organism: Diachasmimorpha longicaudata
Lineage: Eukaryota; Metazoa; Arthropoda; Insecta; Hymenoptera; Braconidae
Gene: sqd
Product: squid
Exons: 8
Coding region: 253-1326 (357 amino acids)
Biological process (GO): regulation of gene expression
Cellular component (GO): nucleoplasm; chromatin
Molecular function (GO): RNA binding
Source: RefSeq, a predicted model, not a curated record
UGGUCGUUUGGCCGUUCCUUCUCCAUUCGGCAGCCGAGGCGCACGGACGUCUAUUUAUUGUUCAACCGAGUUCCGCGUUUCUAGUGAUUGGUGUUUCCUUGAUUAUCUGCUCCUCACGAAGUUAACUAAACCGAUAUACUUUGCUUGAUAAAACUAAUUCGUUUGCCCAAGUGAAUUAGCUGAAUUACGCGAAAAAAAGUUGAGCAAUUGAAAAAAAUUAAUUUCUUCGGUUGCAUAAACAAAGUUUGAACAAUGGCUGAUCAGGAGAAUAAGGACUUCAGCGAGGACAUCGCCGACCAGUCAUUCGAGCAGAACGGCGAGGCUGAAAAUGGCGGCGGCGGUGACGCCACAGAAAAUGGACAGGAUUCCCAGGAAGACAGGUCUGGUGGCGGAAACAAUCAGGAAUCCCUGAAUGACAGGAAAUUGUUUGUUGGAGGUCUCAAUUGGGAAACCACUGACAAGGAACUGAGGGAUCACUUCGGUGCAUAUGGUGAAAUUGAGAGUAUCAAUGUCAAGACAGAUCUCAACACAGGAAGAUCAAGGGGCUUUGCGUUUAUCGUCUUUGCCAAGGCUGAAUCACUAGACAAAAUUAUACAAAUUAGUGACCACAUCGUCAACAGCAAAAAAGUUGACCCGAAGAAAGCCAAGGCACGACAUGGAAAAAUCUUCGUCGGAGGACUGUCCACCGAGCUGUCUGAUGAUGAUAUUAAAAUGUUCUUCUCUCAAUUCGGCACCAUCGUCGACGUCGAAAUGCCAUUUGAUAAAACGAAGAAUCAGAGGAAGGGUUUCUGCUUUAUCACAUUUGAAUCAGAACAGGUGGUCAAUGAACUCCUCAAAACACCGAAGCAAACCAUCAAUGGCAAAGAGGUUGAUGUCAAGAGAGCUACACCGAAACCCGAUGGUAUGGGUGGAAUGAGAGGUGGUGCCGCGGCUAGAGGGGGUCGUGGAAGAGGCCGUGGGCGAGGUUUUGGUGCCCAGGGAGGUUGGGGCCAAAGCAACUACGGCGGUGGAUAUGGAUACGGCCAGGGUGGCUACAGUGGUGGAUACGAUGGCUACAACUACGACUACUAUAACAGUGGAUACGCACCCUACGAUUACAAUGGUUACGACGGCUAUGGCUAUGGCGGGGGUAGUUACGAUGGUGGCUACAAUGGCGGGCGCGGUGGUGCACGGGGUAAAGGCUCCCUGCUCCAUAAAUCUCACAACUCGUCGAAUCAUCAUUCCAUUAAGCCUCGUCCUUUUCAACUAGAAGACAUGCAACAACGCAGACUAGAGCGUAAAAUUAAUUUCGACCACGAUGAUGAUCUUAAGCAGAAGAAGCAAUAGCUUUGUAAAGCAUUGAUCAGUCUUUAACUUUCGUUCUUUCGUCGUUCAUAAAUCCCGCAACAGGAGAAUUAAAAAAAAAAUGUUUGCUCCGUCAUUUCAGGUGGCUUAUUUUGUUUACAUACAUUAGUUCAAAAUAUUAGAAAUUAUGAAUUCACUAUUUCUCUUGAUAUGUAUUAAUAUAUACAUACUGGAGACCUACAUGUGUUUUCUAAACUGUAUUUUUCUCCCUUAUCACCUUUAUCUCUCGUCUUUUGUACAAAUUCAUUGAAUUCGCACGAGUCUCACUACUUUCAGUCACUUCAUAAUUUAUCAAUGGUUUCAAGAAAUAAUUAAUUGUACCUUCUCUCCAUCCAUCAUUUUGUACAAAAGAUGCAUAGAUUAAGUGCGAAGAAGGCCAACAAUUGUAUGAAUUUGUCUAAUCAUUAAGUGACACAAUAGUAAAACAAUAAUUACGAUGUGAACGUAAAAAAUGAUUGAAGUAACCGACGUAUGUCCCUACACCUUUUUUUUUUUAACAAUAAGAUUAUUUUAAUUUUGUCUAUAAUUGAUAUUUACUACUACUUCUACUAUUACUACUACUAUUAGUGUUUAAGUACGCAGGCAAUGUACUUUUUACCGAAAAAAAAAAAUGAAACCGAAAAGAACAAAUUAGUGACAAUUUCUACACGUAGAAAUUGUUUUAUGGUUACGAUUAAGUACAACGUGUCGUAAAAAGAAUAAUUGCUUCCUUAUUGCUAAGUUGAUAGAAUUAAAUAAAUUCAUUUUGUGUAUAUA